This is a messenger RNA of Peniophora sp. CBMAI 1063, 435 nucleotides long. Lineage: Eukaryota; Fungi; Basidiomycota; Agaricomycetes; Russulales; Peniophoraceae. The record is from the annotation of a GenBank genome assembly.
AUGUCUACUGAUUGGGACUCCAAGGUUGUUAUCGGCAGCAAGGCGCGCGCGCCGAAGGUCACAAAGACCAACUCUGACAUCAACGCUGUAUGUGGCGCUGUCGUCGCCACUGAGAAGAAGAUCGCCGUCGGAAACAAGGUGGCGGGCACCGACCACCAGAAGAUCGCCAAACUCGAUCGCGAGAACGAGGUCGCGCCGCCGCCAAAGGUCUCUGCGGACGUUGGUCGUGCUAUGAUGGCAGCACGGAUGGAGCUCAAGCUCACGCAGAAAGACGUUGCUCAGAAGGUCAACGAGAAGCCGUCUGUUAUCCAGGACUUUGAGUCCGGGAGGGCAACACCAAACCCGCAGAUCCUCGGCAAGCUCGAGCGUGUCCUCGGCGUGAAGCUCCGCGGCACUGGUAUUGGGACCAAGCUUGGGGGGCCGAAGAAGGCGUGA